This is a messenger RNA of Bactrocera dorsalis (oriental fruit fly), 595 nucleotides long. RefSeq lists its product as uncharacterized. Gene Ontology annotation, biological process: regulation of transcription by RNA polymerase II. The transcript is spliced from 2 exons. The record is from RefSeq and is a predicted model, not a curated record. NCBI's taxonomy places the organism in Eukaryota, Metazoa, Arthropoda, Insecta, Diptera, Tephritidae. Gene Ontology annotation, cellular component: transcription regulator complex; nucleus. The coding region runs from base 1 to 309 and encodes 102 amino acids.
AUGGAUUCAAACGCUUAUAGCUCGAAGCAGCCUCCUGAACAUUAUAAGCCUUAUGGAAGUGCACGUACGGAUAUAAAGAACAAAAAGACCUUUGAAGAAGAUAAAAAAUUAUGUAAUUUGGUGGAGCAGUAUCCGCAGCUGUAUGACAAAGGACACAAGGGUUACGGUCAGAAAAAGGCUACAGAUGAGGCAUGGCACGCGAUUGCGGACUCGUUGGGGAAGUCAGUGCCUGAAUGCAAGGCCCGUUGGGAAAAACUGCGUGCUGAGUACAUCGCCUAUCUACGUUCCGUAGAGGCCGAUAGAAAAUAAAGACCUCUGCAAUAAAUUUUUUUUUAAAUUCUACAGUGCUAUCUGCGAGUUAUGGACCAAUGAGAGCAGAGUCUAUGCCACAUUAGCAUUUUACAAGUUAUACAAGAUAUCAAAGGAAUGAAAAAUAGUUCAAGCGGGGAUGGCAAUGAUCCAAACGACGAAGUUGCAAUUAAGAAUUAACCAGAACUAUGGCUAUGAAGUAAAACACUAAUAAAUAAUAUGCGACCCAGUACUGAGAUUAUUUAAAUAAUAAUAUAAAUAAUAAAUAUAUUUUAAAUAUUUGCAA